This is a messenger RNA of Zalophus californianus (California sea lion), 5893 nucleotides long. It is a transcript of the gene PTCD1, whose product is annotated as pentatricopeptide repeat domain 1. Gene Ontology annotation, biological process: tRNA 3'-end processing. NCBI's taxonomy places the organism in Eukaryota, Metazoa, Chordata, Mammalia, Carnivora, Otariidae. Gene Ontology annotation, cellular component: mitochondrial matrix. Gene Ontology annotation, molecular function: tRNA binding; protein binding. The record is from RefSeq and is a predicted model, not a curated record. The transcript has 10 exons. The coding region runs from base 1171 to 3351 and encodes 726 amino acids.
GAGCGGGAGUCGGGGCGACGCGGAAGGGUGACGCGGAGCCGGACUGGGGGUGACUUGGGGCGGGAAUCCGGGCUGCAUUUGCUGGGCCGGACUUUUUGAGUGAGAUCCUGUUUGACCUUUACUGGAGCCCGGUUCCCGGGCGGGGCCAGGACGGAGGGGGCAGCGAGUGUCGCAGCUGGGGUCAGGGCCGGGGAGGUCUAGUGAGACGACCGAGGUUCCAAAGGCGAGUGUGGAGGGGGUCGGGCUGGCCAGAGGGCCCCGGGGAGCGUCUGGGGAGGGGCCGGUCCCCCAGAGAGGACAGCGGCGGCGCGUCUCUAAUUCAGGGGUUAUUAGCUUGGGCAGGUUAAUGAACUGGGGUAGAAAGAAAAUUGCACCUUUAGUUUUCUCUGUGUGAAAUGAGCAUUUCCUUCCGUGGCUGACGGAGUAGCGUUAACAGGGCCCUAAACUAAGUCGUGAUUUCUAAUGGGGAUGAGUGUAAAUGAUGGCUGGAGACGCAGUAUCUGCGGCUACUACAAGCCAUCGGUUACACCGAUCCCUGCUGUGACAGGAUGGCAGGAUCUUGGUAUUGCGUCGAAAAAACACCAGUAUAGGAGGAGUUUUUUAUUUUUUUUAUUUUUUUGUUUUAUUUUUUUUUAAAGUGCACAACAUGCUUUAGUAUAGGUAUACACUGUGAAAGAAUUCUCCCCAUUGAGUUAGUUCACACAUCCAUCAUCUCACAUAUUUGCUUUUUUUUUUUUUUUGGUGAGAAUAUUUAAGUUCUACUCUCUUAGCAAGUUACAAUUAUACAAUACCGUGUUAACGACUAUAGUCACAAUGUUAUCCAUUAGAUUCUCAGAUUUUAUUUGUCUUAUAACUGAAAGUUUGUACCCUUCACCAACCUCUCCCUAUUUUCUCUGUCUCCCAGCCAACCACCAAUCGACUCUGUUUCUGAGUUUGCCUUUUGUCUUUCUCUUUAGGAGGAGUUUUUUAAAAACGUCUUGAUACUUAUUUCGGUAUCAUUGGGGUUUUUUCUUGCAAUGUGGUGUAUUUCAUUUAAUGCAUGUAAACACUUUAUCUAAUGUGGCUACUUGAAAAUGUAAAAUUAGACCUCGUAAGUGAUUGCAGAUUGAUUAAUAACCGAGGCUCAGGAAGGAGAGUGACUUGCUGGCGGUCUUGGAGCAGUGCAGCCGAAUGCAAAGGCCCUGGUGGAGAAAGCCAGACAUGGACCUCGCAAGAUUGGCCCGGCUUUUCUCCGGACUCCGCCCUGUGGGACUGUCCAUCCUCCAGCACCUCGGCCCUCUCGGAGCCAAAUGGGCAGGAGGCAGGGAGGGGCCUGCAUGGCUGAGGGCUGUGGGGCUGACUCGAGCCUGCAGCAGCUCCCCCUCACAGCUGCCCCUUGGCCAAGGGAACCAGAAGAACAUGAGCAGCCUCAGCUCUGACCUGAGCCAGAGUGGCCCCACGGCCGCUCAGGAGGAAGAGGAGGAGAGCUUUGGGACCCUCUCCAACAAGUACUCCUCGAGGAGAAUGUUCCGAAAAUCGACAGCCCAGUUAUAUAACCUACGGCUCAGGGAACAGAGUGCUGAAGAUGAGGAAAGGGGGCUGGAGCCAGAGAUACGGCGGGGCCGGAAAAACACGCCUUACUGGUACUUCUUUCAAUGCAAACACCUGAUCAAAGAAGGGAAGCUGGCCGAGGCCCUGGACCUGUUUGAGCAGCAGAUGCUGAAGGAGGAGCGACUCCAGCCCCUCGAGUGCAACUACACGGUGCUGAUUGGGGGCUGUGGGCGGGCCGGAUACCUGAAGAAGGCCUUCCGCCUCUACAACGAUAUGAAGAAACGGGACCUGGAGCCCUCAGAUGCCACGUAUACAGCCCUGUUCAACGUCUGCGCCGAGUCCCCCUGGAAGGACUCUGCACUGCAGAGCGCCCUGAAGCUCCGGCAGCAGCUCCAGGCCCGAAACUUCCAGCUCAACUUGAAAACGUACCAUGCACUGCUGAAGAUGGCUGCCAUGUGUGCCGACCUCAGGAUGUGCCUCGAUGUGUUCAAGGAAAUCGUCCAGAAAGGGCAUGCAGUCACAGAGGAGACCUUCAGUUACCUGCUCAUGGGCUGUAUCCAGGACAAGAAGACAGGUUUCCGAUACGCCCUGCAGGUGUGGAGGCAGAUGCUGAGUCUGGGGCUCCAGCCGAGCCAGCAUGGCUACAACCUACUCCUGGGGGCAGCUCGAGACUGCGGCUUGGGGGACCCAGAGGUGGCCUCAGCACUGCUCCUGAGGCCCAGGGAGGAGACGGUCAUGCUCCAGCCUCUGGCACGUGGGUUUCGGGCAAAGAGGAGAGCCCGGGCCUGGCUGGGCAACGGCAUGUCAGUCAGGCUGCAUGUGGAGGCCCUGGAGAGACAGCUGUUUCUGGAACCUUCUCAGGUGCUUGAGGGCCUUCCAGAGCCUUGCGAAGCCAGAGCCCCCAGCAAGGCCCAGCCUGAGGUGGAAACUAAGAAGGAGCCCGAACGCAUGGUGGCCCUCACUUCCUUGGCCCCAGAACCUUCUUGCUGGGGGCUGGAGGCCAACCUCCUGACCUUGGGAGCAGUUCCCCCAGCUGUGGUCUCCUUUGGGACUGUGACCACCCCAGCUGACAGGCUGGCCUUGAUGGGGGGCCUGGAGGGCUUCUUGGGCAAGAUGGCAGAACAUGGGCUCCGGCCCAACAUCAAAACCCUCACGCUGCUGGCUGAGGUGGUGGAGCCCGGGAGUCCCGCGGAGUCCUCACUGCUGACCGUCCUGGACACGUACCAGGUGGAAGCUGAUGUGACGUUCUUCAACACACUGAUGAGGAAGAAGAGCAAGCUUGGCGAUCUGGAGGGCGCGAAGGCGCUGCUGCCACUCCUGGCAGAGAGGGGCCUUACCCCCAACUUGCAGACCUUCUGCAGCCUGGCCACCGGGUGCCACAGGCCAGCAGAUGGUCUGCAGCUGCUUGCGGACAUGAAGAAAUCCCACAUGACCCCCAACACCCACAUCUACAGCACCCUCAUCAACGCGGCCGUCAAGAAGCUGGACUACACCUAUCUCAUUGACAUCCUGAAGCACAUGAGGUGCGACAGCGUCCCGGUGAAUGAGGUGGUCAUCCGCCAGCUGGAGUUUGCAGCCCAGUACCCGCCCUCCUUUGAUCGGUACAAAGAGAAAAACACCUACUUGGAGAAGAUUGAUGGCUUCCGAGCUUAUUACAAGCAGUGGCUGAAAGUGAUGCCAGCAGAGGAAACCCCCCACCCGUGGCAGAAGUUCCGGACCAAGCACCAGGGGGACCGAGACCCCAUCAUGGAGGCGGAUGUGGACGGAGGCCUCAGAGGUUGGCUAUCAUCAAAAAGACAGUCACAAGUGUUGAGGAUGUAGGAAAAGUGGAUCACAGGCCGCUGGUGGAAACGUAACAUGGUGCAGCCUCUCUGGAGAAUUCUUGACUUUAGAGAUGGCUCUUCCCCAGGAAGUUAAAGUUACCAUACGCCCUAGCGGUUCUCCUGCUGGGUAUAUAGCCCAGAGAACUGAAAACACACGUGUCCACAAAAACUCUCAUAUGAAUGUGCAAGCAGCAGUAUUCACAACAGCCAAAAACUAGAAACAAUCCUGGUAUCCAUCAGCUGAUGAAUAGAUAAACAAAACCCACCCACACCAUGAAGUGUCAUUCGGCCAGAAAAAGAAAUGACCUGCUACAACACGGAUGAACCUUGAAAACAUGCCAAGUGGAAGGAACUAGUCCCCAAAGGCCCCCUACCAGAUGACGGUCUACAGAGACAGAAAGUAGACGAGUGGUUGCUCAAACUGGGAGAGCUGGGGAGAAGGAGGUAACUACCAAAGGGUGCAGGGUUUCUUCAGGAGGUAAGGGUUGCCCAACUCUGAAUACACUGAACACUGUAUAAGGGCAAUUUUUACAGAAUAGGACUUCAAUCUCAGUAGAGCUGUUAUUUUAAAAGAUAAAAAAAUAAGCCACGUGACUUAAACAGGAUUGUUUCAAGUGGCAAGUCUCUUUCUGUUAGCAGUUACAAAUUGAUCUUUGUCUACCACCUCCACUCAGUUUUUAGAGCAGAGGAGAAAGAUAAGGAGUGGUCAAGAAAACUGUACCUACAUUUCUCCAACUUUGGGGCCAUGCUAUUACUUAGGAUGUAGCGUUCAGCUCCACACACAGGAUUCUGUAAUCCGAGCAAAAGGCAGGUGUUGCGGACUGACCAAGUGCACACUGUGCCUGCUGCAGCCGAGGCCCUGCUCUGGGUGCUGAAGGCACAGCAGUGGAGCAGGCAGAGCAGCUCUGGGGCGGCAUUCCUGGGGAGGGAGGUGGAUCGGCAUGUGGGGCUAAGUGGUAAAGGCCACAAAGGAGAAGAGAAAACAGAAGGGGAAGUGGGGACUGACAUUUUAUACAGGUGAUCAAAGGCACAAGGGGACAUCUGAUCAGAGUCCUCAAGAAACAAGGGGGGUGCUGGGUGAAAUGGGGGAAGGGGGUCACAGGUGCAAGCUUCCAGUUAUAAAUAAAUCCUGGGGAAUGAUGACUACAAUUUACAAUACUGUAUUGUGUAUAUAUGUUGCUAAAAGAGUAGACCUUAAAAGGUCUCACAAGAAAAAGAAAAAACUGUGAGGUAAUGGAUCUUAAAUUAUUGUCAAUCAUUUCGUAAUAUAUACACACAUCAGAUCACAUGCAGCCAAAACAUACAAUGUUUCAUGUCAGAUCGCACUUAAAAAGGGGGGGGGCAAACAUGCUUAUAAGGCAUCUGGAAGCAGAGCCUCCCUCCCUGUGCUUUUGUCAUUUCUCAAUCUUUUAAACCAAAGCAGCACUCCCAUUUUAAAAAAUCCCUUUUGGACCCAUUUUCACAAGACCAUGUGAACAUCCUUGGACGUUGUUUUAUACAGGUUCACACAUAAAGUGGAACGCGUCUUUCAGUGGGUGGUGUGGAGUCCUGCCACUAUGAGUGUAGGAAGAGAGGCCAGAGGUACUGGCGUCACAGCAUAGACUAGAUCUAGAUUUCUGCCACUUGGCGAAUGCCAAAAACUUCAAAAGAAACCAAAACCCAUUAACUUCAAAACCUCAGCAACAAUUCUUUUAAAAUAUUAAUUCUUUAAAAAACUGUCCAUUAUUGAAGUGUUUAUGUUUGAUUUUCAACUAGUUUAAAAUCCUAACGAAGCAGUUAUUUAGGGGUGCUGGGGUGGCUCUGUCGGUUGAGUGUCCCACGCUUGAUUUCGGCUCAGGUCAUGAUCUCAGGGUUGUGAGAUGGAGCCAUGUAUCGGGCUCUGUGUUGGAUGUGGAACUUGCUUAAGAUUCUCUCUCCCUCGCCCUGACCCCCCAGGCCACGCGUGCUCUCUCAAAAAAUUAAAAAAAAAAAACGAUUGAGUAAGGGAUCAUACUGUGAUCCUGUAAGGCCAAGAGAUGCUCAUGGCUUCAGAUUAGAUUUCUAAAAAGACACUACACUGAUUAAUCAAGUUCAAGAUCAUAUGGCAUUUUGAGGGAACUGAACAUGGUACAUUCUGGAAAACUAGUAGAUAAUUCAAAAACAAAGUGGUGAAAACCAUGUCAGAGACCAGCAAGAAAAAUCUGGGUAAAACUUUUAACAGAAAAUGUGAACGUGAAAAAGGACAGGAUUUUCCAAGUAAACAUAUUUUGUAAGACUCUAAAUAUGUACCUAACCAAAACAGUAAAUAGAGGUAGACUAUUCAAUCUUUAUUCUCUAAGACUUUUAUAUCAAAGUUGGCCCCAAAAUGUCUUUGAGGACCUUUUCAUUAGUGCCAUCUUAUUUUCUAGAACUCCUAAUAUUCUGAGUUAAUAAGCAAAUAAAACAGGUCAGUGUCUGGAGGCCACAGUGGUGCUGUCUAUUCCCAUAUGAUACCCACAUUUCUGCCUGGCCCCUGGAGACAUCGAAGCCUGUGACUCUUAGACACAGCUCAUGCAGUUAGA